Molecule: messenger RNA, 264 nt
Organism: Bipolaris zeicola 26-R-13
Lineage: Eukaryota; Fungi; Ascomycota; Dothideomycetes; Pleosporales; Pleosporaceae
Exons: 1
Source: RefSeq, a predicted model, not a curated record
GUCCUUCUAGACCUUGUCACUACGCCGACUGCGGCACUGUACGUAUGGCCUUACUCUACGCUGUUUGUUUUCUUGUACCGCCAUCGCCCGGGGACGCACUGCAGGCGCCUUAUUUUCUUUGCAAUACUCCCUUGUCUUAUCAUGCUGAUUUGUAUGCCAAUCACAGAAUUGCAUGUACUUUGGCUAUUGAUACUAGCACAUCGAGUACCUAAGAGCGAAUCAAAAGAGAAUACCGGAAACUACAUCAUCGCUUACUGCAGUUGA